Cuscuta epithymum is the source of this 1494-nucleotide messenger RNA. The record is from the annotation of a GenBank genome assembly. NCBI's taxonomy places the organism in Eukaryota, Viridiplantae, Streptophyta, Magnoliopsida, Solanales, Convolvulaceae.
UGAAUCAAUAACGAGAAGCAGAGAGCUUCAGUCUUCUUCGCCGGCGGCGUGCCAGACCGGAAACCCGAUCGACGACUGCUGGGGGUCUUGCGACCCGAGCUGGGAGAAGGACCGGCAGAGGCUGGCUGAUUGCGGCAUUGGGUUCGGGAAAAAUGCGAUCGGCGGGAAAGGCGGGCCAUUCUAUAUGGUAACCGACGCAUCGGACGACUACGACCCCAAAAACCCGCCACAGGGCACUCUCCGGCACGGCGUUCUUACUGAGGGGCCGGUGUGGAUCAUAUUCCAGGGCGACAUGGUCAUCAAUCUCAAACACGAGCUCUUCGUCAGCGGCGACACCACCAUCGACGGCCGCGGGGCGAAGGUGCAGAUCACCGGCGCCGGCUGCAUCACGCUCCUCUCCGUCACCAACGUCAUCAUCCACAACCUGCUCAUCUACAACUGCAGGCCGUCGCCGGCAAACGACGUUGUGGAGUUGAACCAGGGACUCACCGAGCCGGUGUCCCCGUCGGACGGCGACGCGAUUUCCGUUCAAAAAUCGAGGGAUGUGUGGAUCGACCAUUGCAUCCUGGCGAAUUGCGCCGACGGGCUGAUCGACGUCACCCAGGGCUCCACCGCCGUCACCGUCUCCAACAACCGCUUCACCCACCACGACAAGGUGAUGCUGCUGGGGCACGAGGACGACGACAAGGACGACGCCGGCAUGCAGGUGACCGUCGCGUUCAACGUGUUCGGGGAAUUGCUGGGGCAGAGGAUGCCGAGGUGCAGGACAGGGUACUUCCACGUGGUCAACAACGACUACACGGGGUGGAUUAUUUACGCCGUCGGCGGCAGCGGCAGCCCCACCAUCAAUUGCCAGGGCAACCGUUUCAAGGCGCCGGAUAACCCUCAUGCUAAGGAGAUAACCAAGCGGAUCGAUGCGGCAAAGGAUUGGAAAAGCUGGAAUUGGAGGUCAACGGAUGAUGUACUCCUCAAUGGGGCAUUCUUUGUACAUUCCGGCGAGCAGGACUCCGACGAUCCGUACAAACAAGCAACCAGCUCAGUCGGCGUCAAGUCCGGCAGCCAGGUGGAGCAGUUGACAGGCAACGUCGGCGUCCUCGGGCUGACCGGCGGCGGAAGUGGGGUGGUGGACAACAUCCCCGGCAUCAUCCAAUUUAACCCCAACACCAUUGUCUACGAAGGCGGAGGUCCAACACCAGAUGGAGGCGGGGGUCUAACACAAUCAGAUCAAGACAACAACUCUUCACCUAAAACUAUUUUUGCUGUUAUUGGUGUUUUAUUACUUUUCGCGCUUGUUGGUUGUGGUGUUUAUUAUGCAAAAAGAAAGAAAGAUGAUGAAAAAUAGUGGAUAGAAGUGUGACUUUUGACAAUCAUGAUUACAAUUUUAAUUGUAGUUAUCAUAAAUUUAUUAAUAUUACAUUGAAGUGGGCGUGACUAUAUAUAUAUAUAUAUAUAUAUAUAUAUAUAGAUUUUGGUUCAAAUGAGAACGAGUCUUAA